This is a messenger RNA of Limanda limanda (common dab), 819 nucleotides long. Its product is annotated as histone H3-like. Gene Ontology annotation, molecular function: structural constituent of chromatin; DNA binding; protein heterodimerization activity. The transcript is spliced from 3 exons. The record is from RefSeq and is a predicted model, not a curated record. NCBI's taxonomy places the organism in Eukaryota, Metazoa, Chordata, Actinopteri, Pleuronectiformes, Pleuronectidae. The coding region runs from base 1 to 666 and encodes 221 amino acids. Gene Ontology annotation, cellular component: nucleosome.
AUGGCCAGUCCACCCCUGCCCAGGCCUAUACAGUAUACAAAGAAUAACUUCAGUAUGAGUCUCAUCUCCGGUCUGAUCUACGAGGAGACCCGCGGCGUGUUGAAGGUUUUCCUGGAGAACGUGAUCCGCGAUGCUGUCACCUACACCGAGCACGCCAAGAGGAAGACCGUGACCGCCAUGGACGUGGUGUAUGCUCUGAAGAGACAGGCCCGCGAAUGCCCCCCCAUAGUGCCGACACUGGUGGCGAAGCCUAUACGAUAUAGAACCAAGCAGACCGCUCGUAAAUCCACCGGAGGCAAAGCCCCCAGGAAGCAGCUGGCCACUAAGGCUGCACGUAAGAGCGCCCCGGCCACCGGCGGCGUGAAGAAGCCUCACCGUUACAGGCCCGGUACCGUGGCUCUGAGAGAGAUCCGUCGCUACCAGAAAUCCACGGAGCUGCUGAUCCGCAAGCUGCCCUUCCAGCGCCUGGUGAGAGAAAUCGCUCAGGAUUUCAAGACCGACCUGCGCUUCCAGAGCUCCGCUGUCAUGGCUCUGCAGGAGGCCAGCGAGGCUUACCUGGUCGGCCUGUUCGAGGACACCAACCUGUGCGCCAUCCACGCCAAGAGGGUUACCAUCAUGCCCAAGGACAUCCAGCUGGCCCGCCGCAUCCGCGGAGAGAGAGCAUAAACUGCUGCUGCUCCACUGACGAUAACAACGGCUCUUUUAAGAGCCACUUCACUGCCCUCAAGACAAAAGUCCUCCGUUGCCCUGCUUGUUAAAGACAGUUAAUACAUAUAACUAACUCAAGAAUUGACUGCAGAUCCUAAAGUACAUAUUAAU